This is a messenger RNA of Colletotrichum higginsianum IMI 349063, 2223 nucleotides long. Its product is annotated as Transcription factor tfiiic complex subunit. The transcript is spliced from 2 exons. Gene Ontology annotation, cellular component: transcription factor TFIIIC complex. Gene Ontology annotation, molecular function: protein binding. NCBI's taxonomy places the organism in Eukaryota, Fungi, Ascomycota, Sordariomycetes, Glomerellales, Glomerellaceae. Gene Ontology annotation, biological process: transcription by RNA polymerase III. The record is from RefSeq and is a predicted model, not a curated record. The coding region runs from base 1 to 2223 and encodes 740 amino acids.
AUGGUGAGGACACGGCCUCGCAACAAAACAAAACGGAUCGCCGUCAUCGACUACGGCUCCGAUGGUGAGCCGCCCGAGGCCCACGACGACUCGGACGACGAAAAUUUCGAGGCGCCGCCGCCGGACCCGGAAGACGAUGAAGACGACCCCAUGGACGUCGAUGGCGGCGACGACGACUUCGAGGCCGAGGACCCUUCCCAGCUCGUCAUUGACGUCAACGGCAAUAACGAUGACGAAGACGAGCGGCCCGCCUACACGAGCUCUGCCGGCCUGAGGAAAAGGCCGACGGAUAUGGCCGCCCUGGGCACUUAUCACGCUGAUGGGCGGCCCACGAGGCACUACACCGGUGCUCUGAAGCGGGGCCAGCGCAUCCAGGUCCUCGACUUCUUCUACGGGCCCCAGGAGGAGGCUGUCGGCGUUGCGAGCUGGUUGCUGAACCGGUGGGCAGGGUACCCAGUCCUGCCGAGCAAGUUGCCCGACGGGCCCGCGCCUCCGGUGCCAAGCCCGUGGCUGGAACCCGGGUUCGUCGAGGACCAAGACCGCGCCGCGAAAUCAUGGUUUGCGAGGUUAGGGGACGGCGAGGGAGCGAGCCGUGGGGAGAGGGAGAUGAGCACGGAGGAGGCCGCGCAGUACCGGCUGGAUCCCGGCGGCCACUUGGUUUCCGUGAUCGGGCCGUACCCGGAUCAGCAAGAGGUCGACAUCGCACCGUACGGCGGUGUUGCGCUCACCAUGUCAGGACUACCCUUGACGGGCGAAAAGGCCGAGGAGGAGAAGUCGGCGGGGUGGAUGUUUGACGUGGGCGGCAUCGUCAUCGGCAUGGACUGGGCCAGGAGGACGGGGCAGGAGGCGCAGGUUCUCGCGCUCGCUGUCAUCCCGCACACGGACCAGCAGCUGGAUUUCGAAGAUGCGUACGACGAGAAGAAGGGCAUCGUUCAGCUAUGGGAGCUCUGCGGCCAGAAGGGCGACGACGGCAUCACGAGACCCCUCGGUCGGCCGGCACGCCUUGCUAGAACUGUCUGCUUCGACUGGGGUAGAGUCCUAAGGCUCAAGUGGUGUCCGACCCCUUACCGAGAGAACGGCGCCAUGGGCCUUCUUGCAGUUCUUUGUGGCGAUGGUCAGGUUUACAUCGUCGUAGUCAAGGACAUUCACAACGAUGAGCAGGAUGUUUUCACGAAACUCGAAACCCCCGUUGUAUCUCUCGGACUCCCCGCCGAGACCGACGUGACGGCCACGUGCUUCGCCUGGGUCAACACGAACCGCAUCGUUCUCGGCCACUCGGACGGCUCCCUUACCCUCUGGUCCGUCUCGCCGCGCAUCCUCCUCGCCCGCCACGACGUCCACUCGACGCGCGUCAUGCACAUUGACACGGCGUACCCCUCCGACCCGUAUCUCGUCGCGUCGACGCCUGUCGCCGGCUACACGACGCUGGUCGACCUCUCGGACCCCUCGUGCGAGCGCACCAGCUUCCCCUGCUUCGCCAUCACGCCGCAGCCGAACCUGCUGCAGUGGCAGGACCACCUGCGGGGCUUCUUCACCGUCGUGCCGUCGGCGAACCCGCUCAACGCGUCCGUCGGCUUCGUGCACUCGCGGUGGUACGCGGCCCAGGUGCGCAAGGCCAUGGACGGCGACCGCCUGCCGACGUGCCUCGCCGCCGGGCUGCACCACCCCUUCGUGCUGGUCGGGUACAUGGACGGCACCGUCUGGGCGGCGAACCCGUCCAACCGCAUCUUUGCGUCAAAGCACCACUUUGGCCACAAGAUGAAGGUCGUCGACCACCAGUACAUCCCCCGCGCGCGACUCGCCGGCCCGGUGCUGGAGCGGGUCGGCGACGGAGGCGACGCAGGCGGUCGCUGCCGCGGCGCAUCGAGGAUCCUACAGGGCUUCCGACCGGUUCCCAACGUCAACCCCAAGGUGGACACGUGGAAGACCAAGGGCGCCAUCGGCAAGAAGAAGGAGAACAAGAAGGGGAAGGGAAAGAAGACCAAAACCAAGGCCAAAGGCAAGGCCGGGGCGGAAGACGACGAUGACGACGACGCGGACGUGCAAGGCGGCGCGGAGGAGGGGGACGGGCACUUUGCGGACCCCAAGCGGGCGGUGCUCUCGGAGCCGCUGACGCGGAUCACGACCAUGGCGUGGAACCCGAACGGGGAGUACUCGUGCUGGGCGGCGGUGGCGAUGGCGUCGGGAUUGGUCAGGGUGAUGGAUCUCGGGUUGGAAUGCUAG